AAAUUUGAACAACGCCUCUGAGGUCUGAAGGCAGUUUCCCAGUUUUAUAGUAUUAAAGCAAAAAACAAACAUCAAAAGCACCCAUGUGGGUGUUUCCCGUAUGAAUCAAUAUCAAAAAAAUUUAUAACCAUUUUCUUAUCAAAUCUUAGUUAGCCCCUUCUCUUUCCGUGUCCUUUUCUAUAUUCUUUCUUCUUCACACAUAUACAUAUAAAGUCCCCCUUUCCUUCAACAACUCAAAUUCCAACGUUGAACACAAAUAUCUCCCAACAAUGGAAGCAACAAUGGCGAUCAAGAAAUCUCUGGUCAUAUGGACAUUCAUUCUUACGGGAUUAGCCACCUUCUUCGAAGUCGUUCCGGUUCUUGCAGACCAGUCUCCGGUUGGUCAUUUUUCUAUGGGCCCUCACCGCGAAAACAUGCGCAAAAUGCAAGCCUUCAAAGCCUCCCUCAUUCGCCAUGACUCGGUUUCUCUCGCACCCUCUCCUAGCUCGGCACCUCAGCCACCCGAGGGUACUGGCAGCGCACGUGUGUACCACGUAACAUCUUACGGCGGUGAUCCGACGGGGAAAACGGACAGCACGGUGGAGCUUCUUCGGGCCUUAUCUGCUGCAUUGCAAGGGCCGAGUGAAGGGUCCUUGAUGGAGGGAAUCACUAAUCUUGGUGGUGUUCAGGUUGAUCUCGACGGUGGUAAUUAUUUGAUCAGCCAACCCCUGCAUUUGCCAGCCGCCGGCGUAGGAAACCUUCUGAUUCAUGGAGGAACACUACGAGCUUCGGAUGAUUUUCCCAUGGACGGAUACAUGAUCGAUUUAUCCGGUUCUUCAUUGGCUAACAAGGACCAAGAAAACAAUGGGACAUCAAUGGAGGGAGCACAACUUUCUUCUUCAUCAUCCUACAACUAUGAAUACAUAACCCUCAAAAACCUCCUUUUGGAUUCCAACUACCGGGGUGGGGGCAUUUUAGUAGUCAAUUCAUUGAGGACAAGCAUAGACAACUGCUAUAUUGCCCAUUUCACUACAACCGGAAUCGAAGUCCGGUCUGGUCAUGAGACCUACAUCCGAAACUCCUUUCUCGGCCAACAUAUCACUGCCGGAGGUGAUCCAGGUGAGAGAAACUUCUCCGGCACGGCGAUUAACCUAAUGGGUAACGACAACGCUCUCACAGAUGUGAUCAUAUUUUCUGCUGCCAUAGGGGUAAUGAUAUCAGGCCAAGCUAAUACACUUUCUGGGGUUCAUUGUUACAAUAAGGCCACAGGGUUUGGGGGAACAGGGAUUUAUUUGAAAUUGCCCGGUUUGACCCAAACCCGGAUUAUAAAUUCUUACUUGGACUAUACUGGGAUUGUUGCUGAAGACCCUGUCCAGCUCCUAAUCUCCAAUAGUUUCUUCCUUGGUGAUGCCUAUAUAGUCCUAAAGUCUAUUAAUGGAGUGGUCAAUGGCGUCAACAUUGUUGACAAUAUGUUUAGUGGUUCUGGAAAAGGUUUGGGCAUUGUUCAAUUGGAUCAAUCAAAUGGGCCUUUCAAGAAUAUUGACCAAGUGGUUGUGGAUAGAAACAAUGUAAGGGGAAUGGGCAUUAAGGCCACCGUUGCUAAAGGGGCUGUUCAAGGCAAUGGGAGUUCAUGGACUGUGGAUUUUAAUCGGGUUCUUUUGUUUCCUAAUCUCAUUAGGCACGUCCAAUACUCCUUAGUGAGUAGUAUCAAUGGGGCAUUCCCUAACCAUGUUCUUCGGAAUGUCUCUGAAAAUCGAGUCGUGGUCGAGGCCGAUGUGUCUGUUCCAGCCCACGUGUUUGUCACAGUGGAUCAAGGCGUGACAGAUUGAAAGUCAAAUUAAUUUUUGAGUCAAGUAGUAUUUAAUGGAUAAUUGCGAAUAGGAUGGAGGAUUACAGGGUAAUCACACUUACGGAUCAUUGAUUUUUAGUUAGAGAUUGGACAAGUUUCAAGCUUUGUUCAUUGACAAGUUGAAAGCACAGAACGUGUUGUAUUGAUCUUGGAAAGUAUAAUUGUUAAAAUAUAUACAUGAUGGUUAAGCCAUUUCUUUGUUGA
Messenger RNA from Ziziphus jujuba (common jujube), 2032 nucleotides. RefSeq names its product polygalacturonase QRT3. Bases 270 to 1808 code for a protein of 512 amino acids. The record is from RefSeq and is a predicted model, not a curated record. Gene Ontology annotation, molecular function: polygalacturonase activity. The transcript has 3 exons. Lineage: Eukaryota; Viridiplantae; Streptophyta; Magnoliopsida; Rosales; Rhamnaceae.